Messenger RNA from Triplophysa dalaica, 3354 nucleotides. It is a transcript of the gene stbd1, whose product is annotated as starch binding domain 1. The coding region runs from base 153 to 1877 and encodes 574 amino acids. NCBI's taxonomy places the organism in Eukaryota, Metazoa, Chordata, Actinopteri, Cypriniformes, Nemacheilidae. The record is from RefSeq and is a predicted model, not a curated record. The transcript is spliced from 2 exons. Gene Ontology annotation, molecular function: glycogen binding; starch binding. Gene Ontology annotation, cellular component: membrane.
GCAGGGUCUGAUUUUCACCCUCUGCAGCAUUAGUGGGUCAUUUCAUCCGCGGCAUUGAGAAUGAAGUGAUCACCUCCUCCUCCUCCUCCUCCACUUCACCUGUAACAGUUACACAUCUUCACAGACGCCGUCCUGUUACUCAGAGCAUCGCCAUGAAACACAGCAAACCGAUUGCGCUGGAUCGCAACGACAUUCAUGUCCUGCUGGAUUUGAUCGGUGGACACGGUGUCGCGGUCGCCGUGGGGAUCCUCGCCAUGCUGUCGGUGUGCGCCGCGUAUUUCAUUUACAGAUCCGCAGGUCAGCGUGGGAGGGCUUGCGAGAAUAACGGGAGCGAGACGACCGCAGCAACGGAAGAUGGAAGAGAGAGAGGGGAUCAGCCAACCGAGACCGAGUCAACAGGUGAAUAUCAGGAAGCAAAGACAUGCUGCAGUGAAUCAGAGACUAGAGAGGAGAAAAACCUGUUAGCCUCUGACAACAUCAUCCUCCCUACUGAUGUUUCAGAGAAAGACCUGAAUGAAAGCACUCUCAGAGAUCUGGAGGAGAUUACAGAUGAGCUCUUAACAGAAUUGGAACCUGAAUCAGAAGACAAAACGGACUCCGAUCUGGAUCAAUGCAUGGAAAUGGAUCCUGACAAACCCGAUGAUAAACUGGAGUCUGAUGAUCAGAGUGAGCAUGGUCGUGAAUGUGCGGAAGAUACCUGUGAAGCUUUGUCUGACGUUAAUGUACAGUUAACCCAAUUAGAGGAGACCGAUGAGCCGGUCAAGGACGAAACGGAGGAACAUUUAAAAGAUCAUGACAAGUCUGAGACCGGCUUGAGCUCAGACAGGGAUGAGCCGUCUGAAACAGAAAGCGCCCAGGGGAUCAUUUAUAAGAGACAUCAAGAUGUUAUCGCAUAUACAACUCUGGACGAUUUGCAUGGUCACGUGUUCACCGCUCAAAGCAAGUAUAUUUCGGACCAAGCUGUAGAUCUGUCCACUCAUAAUAAGAUCAGAUUUGAGGUCGACCACAAAACUAUAACAUUGGAGGAGAAUUCAAAAACCAAGUUUGAGGAUCACCACGAUUGGCGUUUCCCAAGGACAAAAGACUCGGAUUGCUGUUGCAAUGAUAAAAAGACCGAUAUGGAGGAAAAUAUCAAAUGCCGGCCAUGGUUUCACUGCGGAAGCCCAGAUGUGGACACACUGAUCAAACACCACAGCAACAGGUUUGACUAUCCCCUGCAAAACUAUUUGGGCUUCCAAACCGACAGUUCCUUCAUUGGUGGAUCCUCCACACAGGUGAGCCUCUCAGGUGAGAGAAAAUCAGAUGAGGGCGGUUUGGCAACGGAGAAGAAACAUGAACGCAAGAAUGAGAUUAGCAUCAUGGACGCCAUAAUGGAUAAUAAUGAGUGGCUGAAUGUAGGUGGGCAAGAGUUCAGAGAUCUUCCCUGGUUAACCCAGACUGCCACCAGCGUUUCGUCCGUUGACGAAAAACACGCGAAAGAAGGAAAAGAAGAGCCCGUUGUCACACUGAAGGACAGUUUGGCUAAAGGAGACGAUGCGCUUGCAAAUAAAAGGGUAGCAACUGUUCAGCCCCUACCACAACAGGUUCACGUCACCUUCAGAAUUCAUUACAUUACACACUCUUCCAGCCAGCUGGUGGCUGUUACGGGGAGCCUGCAGGAGUUGGGGGCUUGGGAGAGCUUUGUUCCGCUCCACAGAGCCAAGGAUGGGUUUUGGGCCAACACCGUCACCCUCCCCAUGGAGAGCCAGGUGGAGUGGAAGUUUGUCCUGGUGGAGGACGGAAAGAUCUGUCGGUGGGAGGAGUGCGGUAACCGCUAUCUUGUUUUUUCUGGCCAGGAUGAAGAGCUUUAUCUUAAUAAGUGCUGGGGAUGUAUUUGAACUGAAGGGGCGAUCGUCUCCUUUCAACUCUAUACAGCAAUAAUAAUCCAUAGUGCUUUACUAAAAUCCAAUACUGUAUGUAAGCUUAUACUGUAAUGUUACUAAUUAAUUAAUUAUUCAACUAAAGCAUGAGGCUGUGGAACUGUUAAUAUCGCAAUAAGAGGAUAAUAUAACCAAUAUGCACUUUUUUUACUUUUACUAUGUCAAUGAUAUGCUUGUGUGUUAAUUGUUAUUAAAGCCGUGCGUCGUUCUUAAAGGAAUCGUUCACCCAAAAUAGAAAAUUCUGUCAUCAUUUACUCAAGUUGCUUCAAACCUGUAUACAUUUUAUUGUCACAUUGAACACAAAAGAAGAUUUUCAGAAGAAUGUUUGUAAACUAACAGUUCUCGGGCACCAUUGACCUUAGUAGAAAACUACUAUGGCAGUCAAUAGUGCCCAAGAACUGUUUGGUUUCCCAUAUGCUUCAAAAUAUCUUCUUUUGUGUUCAACGAAACAAAGAAAUGAUGACAGAUUUAAAACAAUUUGAGGGUGAGAAAGUGAUGACAGAUUUUUUUUUUUGGGUGAACUGUUCCUUUAAGACAUCAACCAAGUAUCAGCAACAAACCAAAAGUAAAACAAUCCAGAAAAAAGCUUUUUAUUUUGUUUGUAUGAAAAAUCAAUAUUUUUCCAGAGAUUAAUAAAGAUUCUCUAUGUCAGAGCUUUUCAAAUUAUCUAAGGACUUUAAUCUUUGUAUUGUCUCAGUUUGUAUAUGUUAUUUUAGUUGAUUUUAGGCCAAAGGAAUAUAUUACACUAUUCAAACGCAGACUCCAGUUAGCAAAAGAACGAUCGUAAACCGCAUGUUCUAGUUUUCUAAUUUAGCAGUAUAUUAAAGAGUUAAUUUGCGCAAAAGAGGUUUACGUUAAUGCCUCCUAUGGCACCUCUCACCAACACCAAGAAUGAAACAGUCUCGCACAUUUUCGAAGGAAGUGUCAGAUGAAAUCAAGCUCAUGUAGCGCAAGCUUUUCUAUUCAUGUACUUGUGUAGAAUAUGUUUUGAGCUUCAGACAUUUUUCUUAGUGUUACGCUAUUCAACCAGCACAAACACACUCGAUUUUAAACUCGGCUUAUUCUUUUGAAUUCAUCUUCAUUAGGUCAUUCCGUAACAUCAGAAUGCGUCAUUUCAUUCUUGUCUGCCUUUACUGUCUAAUUUUGUCCUUCGAUUCUAUGCCGUUUCAUUUGAGAAAAUGGAACCAAAACAAUGAAUGGACAAAAUGUUUAAAUUAUCACAACGUUUGCCUUAACAAAAUGAUUAAUACGUGCUGCUCACACUUUGUUUGUACUAAACCUUUUGUUUGAAUUCCGCUUUAACUGUUCUUGUUUCUUUCUGUGAAUUUUAGGUGUAAUACUGUUUCUGACCUUUAAACGGAUGUUUAACCGUCAACCAGUAAAUGUUGCUCAGCAGAUUGUUUAAUCCAAUAAAAUAUAUUGUAAUAUUGAAUAA